GACAAGGCAAAUUGCCAAGAGGGAAGAACGCCUGGUGACACAAGUCGUCCGUAGAGGAAAGGAUGGAGGAGCUCUUGGACAGUCGCGAGUUCCUUCUCUCGUGUCUUGCGUGACAUAUCAUGAGCUGACGUCCCUCGCUUCAAUCUCGCCCUUUAUCAAUCAUGCCUUGCGUCAAUUGAAGCUUUGAACUGCCUCGAACAGAACAUCUUGGGCAAAAGCAGAGACCUUCGUGACCAUGGUGCUCACUGCUAACGAGAGAGCCUUACUGGGCAAUCCCACACAAGAGGACAUUGAGGACAUCGACUUGGACCACCAGAGACUCGACUACUCACCCACCGAACAGUCCAAGAUUGGAAAAUGGACUCUGGUUGCUCUCAUCCUCAACCGGACUAUCGGCACAGGCAUUUUCCUGACACCGCAUAGAAUCCUCGCUGGGACAGGCUGUGUUGGUGGGGCACUCCUUCUUUGGGUCCUAGGCGCCUUUGUGUCGCUUUGCGGACUUUAUGUCUGGCUUGAAUGCGGCUUGUCGAUGCCCCAACGCACAGUCAGAGGCGAGUCAGAACCGCGUGGAGUACCUCGAUCAGGUGGUGAGAAGAACUUUCUGGAGUUCAUGUUCCCCAAUGCCCGUGCAAGGCUGCCUCAUAUUCGAACAACAUGUUCUUUCAGUAUCAUGUUCAUCCUCAUGUAUAAUCUCAGCGGCAAUGCCCUUUCUUUCGGCAUUCAGGUCAUGACGGCUGCAGGCAUCUAUGAUCCCACCUCGGGUGAUGUACCAGAUAAGGGUACCGCUGCUGGGAUCGCAAUUGGCGCCCUCACAGCUGUGGUGCUGUUGCAUAUGUUCUCUCGGCGUGGAGGCAUUGUCCUCAACAAUGCUUUUGCCAUCAUCAAGGUGUCGUUGCUUCUGGCCAUCAUUGCGCUGGGAAUUGCAAAGGCCGCCGGCGCUUUUCCGACUCCUGGUGGACCACCUCUCGACAACUUCACUCGCGAUGUCUUCACCACAAAUCGUACAGACCCAACCAGCUGGUCCAACUCGUUGCUUCUGUGCAUGUAUUCAUUCUCGGGCUUUGAGCAGCCUUUCUAUAUCCUCGCAGAGUCCAAGAGUCCUCGAAAAUACUUUCCCAAGUACACUGUGCUAGCUUUGUUAAUCGCUGCACUUCUGUUUUUGCUGGUCAAUGUUGCCUAUCUUUUCGCUGUUCCGAAAGAUGCAGUGAUCCCGCGACUCUCAACAGACUUACCUACCUCUAUUGACAUGGCGAGCCUGUUCUUUGAGCACCUGUUCGACGACCAGACCAGUGCCAGAAGAGCAAUGGCAGGCCUGAUUGCAUUCUCAAUCUGCGGCAACCUGAUCGUCAUGACCUUUACAGCGGCCAGAGUCAAGCAGGAAAUCGCCAAAGAAGGAAUUCUCCCAAAGUCCCUGAUGUUUGCCACGUCAUACACCACUCCAUAUGGGCUGUUCAAGAAAUGGAUGAGUCGCAACACCAUUCCAAACGAAGAGCUGGAGCAAGCACCUACCGCUGCAUUUGUUCUUCAUUGGUUCACUUCCAUCCUGCUGAUUCUCGUCACUCUACCCAUCCACGAUCCACGGAGAGCAUAUUCAGCUCUGAUUUCGCUAUACUCUUACACAAUCGUAUCAUUACUUGGCUUCUGGGUAUCGAUUGGGCUUCUGAUGGUCAAGUUACGAAAAGGUCAGUGGCAUUGGCAGGAACGACGACGUUAUCGACCAUGGAUCAGCCCAGUGCAUGUGGUUGUCUACAUCAUCGCUAGCGCUUUCAUGCUGGUGACAGCAUUUGUGCCACCUACCCUGGGCUCUCCUUUCCACUCCUCAAUAACUGGGAUUCAAUGGUAUAUUGUGCCGGCGAUUGGCAUAACAGCGCCGUUGUGGGGCAUGGUCUGGUAUUGGGGCCUUUUAAUUUACCAACGGGACAAUCAACUUGUGGUAUAUCGGACACCUUUCUGGACAAAAGACCCCGACUGUCCAUCUGAAUAUGUUCAGGUGGCAGAAAUAAUUGACCACACGUGGGAAAUUCGGGUGCGAAACGGCCUCGGAACUGGAUUCGAGGAUUCGGAUGAACCAAAAGAUGCCACCACAACCAGGCAGCGUGAGGCAGACCCAUUUGACAAUAGCAGUGAAGAGGGUAGGGCAGGACGAAGACCGUCGCGGUGGAAUUUCCGUGGUAGAAACAACACCAUGGGUGACGGACGGAGGUUGUCAGGCGGAUUUGAAGGAUAAGACUAUAUUGCGAAUCUUGGUGGCCAUGAGAUGAGCAAAGGUUGGAAGUACAAUCUCCGACCAUGUGAUAAUAGCAAGCUAUGCCGACGAUACAUUUCAAACGAGACUCAAUACGUUGUGCUCUUUAAAAACCCA
Messenger RNA from Exophiala mesophila, 2362 nucleotides. RefSeq lists its product as uncharacterized. The record is from RefSeq and is a predicted model, not a curated record. The transcript has 5 exons. Gene Ontology annotation, cellular component: membrane. Gene Ontology annotation, molecular function: L-amino acid transmembrane transporter activity. Lineage: Eukaryota; Fungi; Ascomycota; Eurotiomycetes; Chaetothyriales; Herpotrichiellaceae. Gene Ontology annotation, biological process: amino acid transmembrane transport. Bases 236 to 2227 code for a protein of 663 amino acids.